AUGUCUGCCCAGCGAUCGUCUCCCAUAACCCCAGACGGAUAUGCGCUCUUGGAGCUCUUCCCUGGGAUCCAGCUCUCACCAAGUGAAACUUGCGACCAACCCAACGUUCCAGCGCUGGCAAAUACAUAUUCGACGGAGGAGGAAUCUGCUCCAACCCAGACCGCAGGUUCCUCUGCAUUGUCUUCCAUUACAACAUAUAUCCCCGAUACAGUGAAGGAGUCUCAUUGUUAUACCGACGGUGACUUCAUGCCCCAACACACCAGUGCCAUGUAUGUAUAG
Penicillium argentinense is the source of this 279-nucleotide messenger RNA. RefSeq lists its product as uncharacterized. The record is from RefSeq and is a predicted model, not a curated record. NCBI's taxonomy places the organism in Eukaryota, Fungi, Ascomycota, Eurotiomycetes, Eurotiales, Aspergillaceae. The transcript has a single exon. Bases 1 to 279 code for a protein of 92 amino acids.